Spirometra erinaceieuropaei is the source of this 1074-nucleotide messenger RNA. The record is from the annotation of a GenBank genome assembly. NCBI's taxonomy places the organism in Eukaryota, Metazoa, Platyhelminthes, Cestoda, Diphyllobothriidea, Diphyllobothriidae.
AUGCUGCCUGAGAAACUUCAUCAAGGUGCUCUUAAUGAUGUUCUUCAUGAUUUUGCGACAGAUGUAGGUAAGACUCAUUGGCCUGUAGUUAUUCGCAUUCGCACGACUUCCACCCUUAAAGAGCGGAGUGAUCGUAGCGGAUAUCCAAGCGUAGGGCAGAAACCCAGUAGAAAUGACGUCUGGGAGAGCAAAAAGUAACGGUCUGAAUUUUUUGGGGGCUAGAUCCUUCAGCAGCUAGGUCGGGAUUGAAUCAGGGCCUUGGGAAAUCGAUUCUUUCAGGUAAAGUAACUCUUUCUGAAUGAUUGCUCGGGUGAAGAAGACGGCCCUGAUGGUAGGCGUUUGUUCCGUCCUUGUUGUAAACUAAAUGCCGUUCUGUUGAAUUUCUCUGCUCACCGUUUAUAUUUCAGUAGCCAGUUAUCUUGCAGAGGGAGGGAAAAGCUCUACAUCCCGUCUCGCUACCUCCCCACCUCCCCCCCACCCCCUUACGCUUACAUCGAUGUCGUAGGCAGUCCCAGAAUAAAGCUUCCGUUGAGAACCGGUGGUGCCAACUGCGGGACAGUUCAGUCGAACGCUUUGGCUGUCCUCCGUCGCGCACGUUGCCAGCACCAGGACUGGUUCGAUGACAACAACACUGCCAUCAGCAAUCAGCUUGCCGAGAAGAACCACCUGACCAAAGCCUAUGUCAAUCACCCCACCAACGACAACAAAGCAGCCUUCUACCGUAGUCGUCGCCUUCUGCAACUGUGGCUGCGCGAGAUGCAGGACGCUUGGACGGCUUGCAAGGCCGAGGAGAUCCAAGGGUAUGCGGACCAAAACAAAUGGAACAAUUUCUUCCCCGCGAUCAAGACGGCCUACGGUCCGCCAACCAAAGGACCUGCUCCUCUUCUCAGAAUCGACGGAAGUACCCGAUUCAAUAAGAAGACGCCAACUCUACAGCGAUGGGCCGAGCACUACAGAGGCGUCCUCAACCGUCCUUCCGCCAUCUCCGACGCCGCCAUCGCCCGUCUGCCGCAACUAGAGGCCAACGUCGACCUUGACUUCCCUCCCUCUCACCACGAAACCAUCAGGGCAUAA